Messenger RNA from Staurois parvus, 318 nucleotides. The record is from the annotation of a GenBank genome assembly. Lineage: Eukaryota; Metazoa; Chordata; Amphibia; Anura; Ranidae.
UUAUAGCGGGACUGCAGCGGGCAUUCUGACACUGGGUGGGAACUGGCUAGCUGCCACUGACAUCCCAAUCACACUAAUACAGUGAUCAGUGCUAAUAAAAAUGACACUGGGCAGGAAGGGGUUAGCAUCUGGGGCAAUCAAAGGGUUAACUGUGUGCGGUUUUACUGUGUGCUGUUUAACAUUAUGUGCUAUGUGUGUUUUACUUAGGAGACAUGCUGCUUUGUAUUUCUCUGCUGAGAGAGACCUGUGUUGAUUACACAUAGGUCUCUCCCCUGUCAGUUUUACACCGGUGGGGAAUCUCCGGCCAGGACCCAGUGA